This is a messenger RNA of Solenopsis invicta (red fire ant), 2665 nucleotides long. RefSeq names its product transferrin (gene Tf). The record is from RefSeq and is marked validated. NCBI's taxonomy places the organism in Eukaryota, Metazoa, Arthropoda, Insecta, Hymenoptera, Formicidae. Gene Ontology annotation, cellular component: extracellular region; plasma membrane; recycling endosome. Gene Ontology annotation, biological process: iron ion transport.
GGACGGUCUUGACAAGUCGUCGUCGCCGCCGACCAUCCGUCUGCGGCCUUACCGCAGAGCUUCGUCUCGUCUUCCCGAUCGCGUUGAUCCUUUGGGAGAAAAUCGCCCUCUGCCGUAAUCAAGAUGCUGCACAGAUUCGCGGUGCUCGCGAUUUUCGCGGUGGCGGCUGUGUCCGCUACGAGUCCGCCGCGAGUGUUCACAAUGUGCAUCCCGGAGAUUUAUUCAAAGGAAUGCAUCAAGAUGAUGGAAGAUUCAGCGAGCAAAGGCUUUCCGAUAUCGUGCAUUUCCGGGCGCGAUCGAUACGACUGCGUUGAAAGGGUCGGCAAGAAGGAAGCAGAUAUCGUCGCUGUAGAUCCUGAAGAUAUGUACCUCGCGGCGAAGAAUAAGCUAGCUGAAAAGGCUGGAUACAAUGUCAUCGAACAGGUGAGGACGAAAGAGGAACCUGACGCGAUAUAUCGUUACGAGGCGGUAGCCGUGGUCCAUAAAGAUCUGGACAUUAACAACGUCCAGGGUCUGAAGGGUCUCAAGUCCUGCCAUACUGGCGUGGGCCGUAAUGUCGGCUACAAAAUUCCCAUCACGAAGCUGACCGCGAUGGGCGUGCUAACCGACAUUAACAACCCGGAAUAUUCCGCUCGCGAGAAUGAGCUUCGUGCUCUAAGCACGCUCUUCGACAAAGGCUGCCUGGUGGGCAAAUGGUCACCCGAUCCUGCCAUCAAUCAGAGGCUCAAGGAGACGUACAGCAACAUGUGUGCUCUUUGCGAGAAACCAGACUUGUGCGAUUAUCCAGACAUAUAUUCCGGAUACGAAGGAGCUCUACGCUGUCUGGCUCACAACGGCGGCGAAGUCGCCUGGACGAAAGUCAUUUAUGUGAAGCGUUUCUUCGGUCUGCCCGUUGGAGUUACGCCAGCGGUACCGACAUCCGAAAACCCGGCUGACUUCAGAUACUUCUGUCCGGACGGCAGCAAAGUGCCAAUCGAUGCAAAUACGAAACCGUGCACGUGGGCCGCCCGACCAUGGCAGGGAUAUAUGACCAACGGGGCUGACGCCAACAACGCGGAAGCUAUCCAAAGAGAGUUGACGCAACUGGGUCAGCUCGGCGAAAACGAAAAGGCAAAUUGGUGGAAGGAUCUUUUGCUACUCAACGAGAAGACUUUGGCUGUCGCCGCACCACCAAUAUCACCGGAAGAGCACUUGAAGAGCGCGAAAUACAUGGAUGUGAUAGAGAGGAAUUCCGGAGCGCCGGAGAGAGACGCUCGUUGGUGUGUGUGGAAUGAAAAAGCGCUGAAAAAGUGUCGUAAUCUCGCUAGAGCCGCGUUCUCCAGAGACGCUAGACCUAGAUUUGAUUGCAUACUGGAGAAAGACGAGACUGCUUGCUUAAAGGCUGUCAGGGACAACGGAGCGGACAUCGCAGUGAUCGAUGGUGCAUCGGUAAAACAUGCAAUCAAUGAUUACAAUGCAAAACCAAUCGUCGCCGAGACCUAUGGCGACGGGUCAACAAAAUUCAGCGAGCGGCCAGCACUUGCUGUUAUCAAGAGUGGCUCCUCCCUAAAUGGAUUGGCCGACCUAAGAGACAAACCGUCUUGUCACAGCGGCUACGAGGGCGAUUACGCUGGCUAUUACGCAUUGGCACACACACUCAAAUUGAAAGGAUUUAUUAACGAAGUUAGCCAGUUGUAUACCUUCUUUUCUAAGUCUUGUGCGCCUGGCGCACCUCUCAACUCGAGAUUAUGUGAAUUGUGUGUUGGCAAUAUCAAGAUUGAUGACGAUCAGGCGAAAGAAGCGACGAAAUGCAAACCUACGGACGCCGAAUAUUACAACGGCGGAAAAGGAGCGCUCAGAUGUUUAAAGGACGGUAAAGGAGACGUCGCAUUCCUACCUUUAACAGCUUUGCAACAACUCGAUAACGAGAAGGACGGCGCUGGCAAACGCGAAGAUUACGCCUUACUGUGCCCGAAUGGCGGUCAGGCGGCUAUCAACGAAUGGGAACGUUGUAAUUUAGGAUUAGAGCCACCAAGAAUAAUUGUUAGCUCCGCCGGGAAGAGUCCGAACGCCCUCGAAGAAUUGAAACAUGGCAUUUUAGCUGCGAGUAGCCUGUACUCCAAGAAUCCAGAUCUGCUACGCCUCUUUGGAGCCUGGGGCGACAAGCCUAAUGUAUUAUUCAAGGAUGACGUGAAGGAACUGAUAUCCAUCGACAACACAUGGGACAAAUGGAAUGAUUGGGCAAAUAAUUAGCAGAACUACAGCAAUCAUUAAAACUUGACGAUGAAAAAUUGAACAUUAUUUGAUAGCUCUUGAUCAUAGCAUAUGUGAUACUGCAACUCUGUUGUCACCAUUAAAUAAUUAAGUCAUAUAUCGAUAACCCGAGAUAACUGUUAGAUAAAUAAAGUACUGUCGAUAACUUCGCUUAUAUUAUUACGCACUGACAAGUAGCAUAUUGUCGUAAUAGAGAUUACGCACUUCAAUCUUUUAAGGAGCCAUGCCGAGCGUAGACCUAAAUUAAACGCUUGCUUCUUUAUACUUUUAUAAAAAUAUAUUUUUUCAGAGCAUACAUGUACAUUAUAUUUCUCGCAUUAACAUUAUAAAAAAUUUUUCAAAUAGAUAUGUUUCUCAAUAAAAAAGAAAAAUUUUUUCAUGAAUCCCAGCAAAUAAAAAUAAAUUAUAAUUG